UGACAAAUAAUGAGGAAAGAAAAGCAAAACGGAAUAUAUUUUGUUCUACACAAACAAUAUUUGAUAUUUAUUUCGAAAUCAAUUAAUUUUGUUUUCUUGCUUGCUUGUUUCUUUCUUUGCGUUAUCUCCAUAAAUGUGUUUCCAUGAUGAAAUCAGAAGAAAAGAAGAGUGUCAUAAAGUGUGGUUAUUGCCACAAACAAUUUAAAUAUGAGAGCGAGAAAAAGAGGCAUGAAGAAAGUCAUACACCACAGUUCCAAUGCAAAAUAUGCAUGAAAAAAUUUAGUUUUCUUUCUGCUUUACGUAGACAUGAGAAACAACAUGACCGAGUUGAAGAUGUGUGGUGCAGUGAGUGCAAUCACAAGUUCCGAGAUGAAGCCUUACUCAAAAGGCACAUGAAUUAUGCACACAAAGGUACAUAUAUCUGUUCCAAAUGCAAUGCUAAGUUCAAUAGUGAUAUAGCACUACGUACACAUCUGAAGACGCACAAACCGGUGUCGGAGAGGAGGUAUCGCUGUAACCAUCAGGGCUGCAAUAAGUCCUUCAACUUCCAACAUCAUUUGAAACACCAUGAGAUGACCCAUACAAACACUAAGCAAUAUUUCUGUAAUAUAUGUUGCAAAGGUUUUAUUCAGUUGCACCAUUUGAAAACCCACAUUAAAACGCAUACUAUGGAACGUCUUCAAUGUACUGUGCCCAAAUGCAACAAGAAUUUCACUCAUGAAUAUGCAAGGAAAAGACAUCUUGCUACUCACACUGCUACAAUUGAUAGUGGCAUAUCAUCAUCUGAUUCCAAUUCUGAGUGCGAAACAUUUAAAAUGAAAGUAGAAGAGUCUACAAAAUGUUCUUCAAGUCAAACAAUUGUAGAGGACCAAAUGCAAGGAUAUAUUACAGUUGAGAAGAAAACUAUAAAUCAUUUACAGAAUUUGCCAACCCUUAGUUUUCAAGAAAGCUAUGAUUCCGCAGCCCCUCAGGAUUUGUCAGUGAGAUCUGUCAAAGAAGAAACUUUCCGAAUUGAUGAUUUUAGAAGUUGCAAAUCUGUUCUGGGUGGUUGUAUAGUCUCUGCAAAUGGAGAAGUAAAUGAAAAUUGUCUUUGUGCGCAAAUGACGACUACAGACACUCAAUAUGAUUUGAUACCAAAUGAAAAUCCUAGUGAAAUAGGGAAUAAUUUUGAUAAAGGUGCUAAUGCAGAAAUAUCUGAAAAGAGGAAUAUAUGUGAAGGCUGUGCUUGCAAUCCCAAUGAAAGCAUCAAAAGUGUACCAUCUAAAAGUACUUGUAGCAAAUAUAGAAGUCAAUUACCAGAGUUUGAGUACUGUAUAGACGGUACAAUAAAAAUAAAAGAAACAUUUGACACAGAUAUUGAUAUAGCUCCAAGAGUUGAUGAAAUAAAUGAAGGAAAGAAAGAUUUGUGGCAGUUCAAUAGUUGUAAAAGUGUGUUAGGAAAGUGCAUAGCGACAGAAAGUGGAAAGAUUAGUGAUGGAUGCCUUUGUGCGAGAAUGGCGUUAGAUGAUACUGUGAAUGCGGAAGAAAUUGAUGAGAUUACUCCACAGCCAAGGGUUAAUUAGUAUGUUAUGAAACUAUACUUCGUUACUUACGUUCGUACUUGGUUAAUAUUAUAGCUGUCGUUUUUUGCUCCUUAAAUUAAUGUACUUAUGUGAUUAUUAUGGCUGUCUUUAAAAUAUCGUAGAAUUAUAAGUAUCAUUAAACUUUAGUGUAUUUUACCCAUUAACAUCAGCGAAAUUGGCAAAAAAUAAAAUCAAUACGUUGGCAUAUAUCUAUCACUUAGAAUACAUAUUUCUUUAUUUUAAUUUCACCAAUCACAAUAUCUUAUGAGGUAAUUUAUUUUAAAAAUCAAUAGUUUUAUCUUAUAUCUUUGUGGUCACUGUUUUCGGUCGAAAUCUAGACCUGGAUCAGGUAGACUAACUUUUGCUAGUUUAUUAGUACUUAUAUAAACAAUUAACAUGUGACAGUAGUUUAAAUUUUUUUUUUUAGCAAAUUUAACAUUUUGAUGUUUUGAAUUGUCCUGAGGUACUUUGUUUUAUCAUAUUUGCAGGUGUCAUUAUAGACUUAGUUGUGCAUGUGUUCAUAUAAAUUUUCAUUUAUGAUAAAGGAGUUAAAGUUGUAUGUAUUAACGUAACUUGGAGUCCUUGUCAUAUUUUUUUGGAAAAAAUUUGUUGACUUAUAGUGAAUGAUCUGUGAUGUUGUUGUACUAUAAAAUUUGCCAUGUUACUUAUUCAUAAAUGUUUAAAGGUGUUACAAAUAAAAUAUCGAAAUUAUAAUUAACUUUAAAAUUUAUUUACAACGUAAUUCUUUACAAUUUCAACCAUUUAUACAAAAUAUGUCUUAGUUAACAAGAACUACAUAUUAUUAUUUUACAAUCAGACCUCACUUCCGUAUAUCACUAAGUUAUAAUAUUUAAGUACGAAUGGAAUGUAGCUUUAACCAGCGUUUUAUCACAAUACGACAUGGCGAAGAUAUUUUCGUUUCAAGAAAAUAUUCAUUAAGCACGUCCACUGCUAACAUUACAUCCUCAAAUCAAGAUGUAUGUGGGAAUUCAGGAUUUUUAGUUUCGUAAUUAACUAUGGUAACAAUUUAAAUCAGGAUUUCAGAUUUUG
Messenger RNA from Amyelois transitella, 2612 nucleotides. RefSeq names its product zinc finger and BTB domain-containing protein 24-like. The coding region runs from base 144 to 1562 and encodes 472 amino acids. Gene Ontology annotation, molecular function: DNA-binding transcription factor activity; RNA polymerase II cis-regulatory region sequence-specific DNA binding. NCBI's taxonomy places the organism in Eukaryota, Metazoa, Arthropoda, Insecta, Lepidoptera, Pyralidae. The record is from RefSeq and is a predicted model, not a curated record. Gene Ontology annotation, biological process: regulation of transcription by RNA polymerase II. The transcript has 7 exons.